AUGAGCAACGUUGACAUCAAAGCAGAAUCCCCCGAUACGCGAUCCCACAGCGUUCCCAACUCGCGGGAACCCUCAACUUCUUCCCGUGCCUCGUCUGCAGACCCCAAGGGAGCGGCCAAAUCCUCGCCAAUCCACUCCACCGGGAGCCGUUUUGACGUUCUCAUCAAAGGAAAUGAGGGUUCUUCACAUUUGAGGUCCUCCACAUUCGGAAAGAAACACCCAAGAGAAGCACCUUCCAAACCGGUUGUGGGCACCGACGCGGCCCCCACCGUCGGCUUCCCUCCCUUGAAUAUCCGCAUGAAGCCGCCGUUCAAAUGCCUCCAAUCCCAACCCUUUUCGCAUAUUCUCGUGUGUGAUUUUGAGGCGACCUGCGAUAGCGCCUGUGCGUCCUACCCGCAUGAGAUUAUUGAGUUUCCCGUCGUCGUCCUUGACACCGCGACGUUGCAGCAGGUUGCCGAGUUUCACGCCUACGUUCGUCCGGUAAAGAACGUGAAACUGACGAGCUUUUGCACGGAGCUCACCGGCAUCACGCAGGCGCAGGUGGAUGCCGCGGAGACGUUGCCGGUGGUGGUGGAGCGGUUUAAUACCUGGCUUCGGGAGGUGGUGUAUCCGUUAUGCGUGGCGUGGCGUGCGCGUUACGGCGACCACGCGCUUUCGCGCAAUAUUGCCUCCGAGCAAAAACACUUCUCGUUUGACGAACGCACCCCCGAGGCAAGGGCGUCGGUGAUGGAAGAAAAGAUGGUGUGCUUCGCGACCGAUGGGCCGUGGGAUAUGCGGCGGUUUAUGCACGAGUGUAGCGUGGUUCGCGACGGGAUUGAGUUCCCGCCGGUGUGCUAUCGCUACAUCAACGUCCGGUUGUGCUUUCAAAAAUAUUUUAAGACCUGGCCUAAGAAACUAACCCAUAUGUUAAGGCGCCUGGGUAUGUUCUUUGAGGGGCAGCCGCAUAGUGGCAUUGAUGAUACACGGAACAUCGCACGCGUGCUCGCGGAGCUCCUCGCACGUGGGUACCGCAUAAGUCACGUGAGCUUGAUCAAGUACGCCCGAAAUGAGCCCAAGUACACCGCCCUUGCCCAGGAAUUGCUCCGGGAGGAGGAAUUUGAAAUGAAGAAAAAACAGUCCACGAAGGCAUCAAAUAGGUCCAACAACAGCCAUGAUACUAGUAAUAGUCGCUCUUCGAAAGGGAAGAAUGCCCAUCGUCGGCGCAAUAUGUCAUAA
Messenger RNA from Phytomonas sp. EM1, 1215 nucleotides. The record is from the annotation of a GenBank genome assembly. Lineage: Eukaryota; Euglenozoa; Kinetoplastea; Trypanosomatida; Trypanosomatidae.